UGUCAGUAGAACGUUCUAGAAUGAACACGGCUUCACUUGUUUACUUUAUAAUUUAAUCGCCCUGCGUGUGAUUAAGGGUGUCUAAAUUAAAUUGUUUAAACGCUUCUUAUCAUGAAUGAAAACGAGGAUCCUUCGGAAGGAGCCGAGAAGUCAGCUGGGAUGGAAGUCAGUGAAAUACUUCUCUCCGUCCGGAUGAACCGCAGAAAAUUUCCCAGCAAGUUGUGGCAUUUGGUGAAUGAUCCCCAGAUUUGCUCAAUCUGCUGGAAUGACAGUGGGGAAGGAAUACUGAUCUGUCAGGAGGCCUUCGAAGCUGAAGUGCUAUCUACAGCCGACAAGCAGACGAACAAGUAUUUCAAAACGACAGAUUUCAUCAGUUUUGUUCGCCAGCUAAACCUGUACGGAUUCAGAAAAGUGCACCAAGACUAUGAGAUCUCAUUGAAGCAAGUCAGCACCAUGCAUCACUUUCACAACCCGAACUUCAAACGAUCUAACCCAGAGCUUCUGGUCAACCUAAAGCGACUGACGCCUUCCUACAAGGCCAAGCUUGCCGCUGGGCUAGAAGAUUCCAACCAGUCUAGGCAUUUCCAUUAUCUGAUGCUGAAGUCAGCUGAGAACUCUACUGUGGUCGGCACAGAUUUAGUUGAACAUCAGGGAACUCCUCAUCACCUGUACUCUCAGCAGGUAAAGGGGUUCGACUCAACACCCCAAACUUCACAGGCACUUGUAACAGGUCAUGAUUCAAGCUCUGAGUCCUGUGACAUCCAGGUGGAUUUUCCAUGUGCACCUUCAUUCAGUCCAAUGCAACAGGGCUCACACUGUGCAAUGCCUGAUGGGAAUUUAGGUGCCUUCAGACCUCAUUACCCACAAUGCAGAUUUUACAAACCAGUGUACCAGUGCUAUAUUCCGGGCUCCUUGGACUCAAACAUGCCAUGCUCCCAACAGGAAGUUGACUCCUAUGCUCAUAGUGGCUAUUGUCCUGAUGACUCAUUUAGCCACCUCCUGUACACUGGCCAGGAUCCAACCUGGCAAGCAGGUGAUGCUUCAGAUCCCAGGAAAAGUCAAACUGUAUUCAACGUGGAAGAUGAAGUGCAGGACUCCUCAGUCAGCUAUUUCCAUUACACUGAUCAGUAUCCAAACUGGCAAGCAGGUGAUGCUUCAGAUCCCAGGAAAAGUCACACGAACCUGGGCACUGUAUUCAACGUGGAUGAUGAAGUGCAGGACUCCUCAGUCAGCUAUUUCCAUUACACUGAUCAGGAUCCAAACUGGCAAUCAGCUGAUGCUCCAGAUCCCAGGAACAGUCACAUGAACCUGGACACUAUAAUUAAAAUGGAAGAUGAGAUGCAGGUUGCUGCUUUCAUCACUUUGCCCAACAAUGAGGAGUCAACUGGGAAAGAGUUAAUCAGUUAAACAGUUAAUUAUUAAUGCCUCCUUUUGUAUUUCCUCAAUAAUGUCUUUAAUUAAAAGAUGACAUGAAUAUACUAA
Molecule: messenger RNA, 1482 nt
Organism: Tachysurus fulvidraco (yellow catfish)
Lineage: Eukaryota; Metazoa; Chordata; Actinopteri; Siluriformes; Bagridae
Product: heat shock factor protein 5-like
Exons: 8
Coding region: 112-1407 (431 amino acids)
Biological process (GO): regulation of DNA-templated transcription
Molecular function (GO): sequence-specific DNA binding; DNA-binding transcription factor activity
Source: RefSeq, a predicted model, not a curated record